Messenger RNA from Hibiscus syriacus, 950 nucleotides. RefSeq lists its product as uncharacterized. The record is from RefSeq and is a predicted model, not a curated record. Lineage: Eukaryota; Viridiplantae; Streptophyta; Magnoliopsida; Malvales; Malvaceae. Bases 46 to 708 code for a protein of 220 amino acids. The transcript is spliced from 2 exons.
AGCCUUCAAAGACCUCCCCAAGCAAAAAAUAUUUAUUGGAAGAAGAUGGAUCUUCUGUACUCCUAUUUGGCUCUUUUAUUUCAACUUCUAUUUCUGAUGUGUGGUUCUGGGAUAUAUGCUGUGAAGGAUUUAAGGGAACAACAAGGGACUGGUUAUCAUGGCGUCGGAGAUGCUGCGAAAGAAUUUUCUCGACUUGUCAAGGAGUUUGAAGAUAAAUAUUCUAGUGCUGCGAUUUUAGUGACCAAAAAUCCUGAAUUAACUUCUCAACUUGCAAAUGAGCUCGGAGAUAAAUAUUCUAAUGAUGCUAACUGGAGAUCUUCUUCCGAUAAAAAUCAAGAAUUGACUUCUCAACCUACUAAGGAGCUUAAGGAUAAAUAUUCUAGUGUUGCUAUUGUAUGGAACAAAAAUCCUGAGUUAACUUCUCAACUUACUACGGAGCUUCAAGAUAAAUAUUCUAGUGUUGCUAAUUGGAGAUCUUCUGUUGACAAAAAUCCCAAGUUGUCUUCUCAACUUACUAAGGAGCUCGAAGAUAAAUAUUAUAGUGUUGCUAACUGGAGAUCUUCUGAUGACAAAAAUCCCAAGUUGUCAUCUCAACUUGCUAAGGAGCUCGAAGAUAAAUAUUCCAGUGUUGCUAAUUGGAGAUCUUCUGUCGAAAAUAAUCCCAAGUUAUCUUCUCAACUUGCUAAGGAGCUCGAAGAUAAAUAUUAAAUGUUGCUAAUUCGAGAUCUUUUGUCGACAAAAAUCCCAAGUUAUCUUCUCAACUUGCUAAGGAACUUGAGAAUAAACAUUCUAAUGUUGCUAAUUAGAGAUCUUUUGUCGACAAAAAUCUCAAAUUGUAUUCUCAACUUGUUAAGGACAUCGAAGAUAAAUAUUCUAGUGUUGUAAUUUUUCAACUUUGAACUUGUUAAAGAAUUCGAAGAUAUAUAUUUUCGUUUGUGUGAUCUUAAAUA